AUGGUCGAGCCGGGCUACGCUCGCCGCGACAGAGACGCCCGGGAGAAAAAAGUCACAGACUUCGUGAAAGCGAACAAGCGCAAAUUUCAGGGCAAAACGAAGGAGGAGCGUGCGCGGAACAACGCAGAAAAUGCACGCGUGAAGUUCAUGUACCCGCGGGAUCGGAAGAAGCAGCGCGAGGAAAUUAGGAAGAUCUGGUCGAGGAAGGUGAGCGCGUAUCUGAAGGAGAAGGCGAUGGAGAGGGAGGAGAAGGCAGCGGAGGAGGCGGUACUUAGGCCCGCUGAGAACGCCAUCCGUCCUCACCUCCCCCGCGUAUCCAAAUUCUGGGCCCUCGCCGCUCUCCGCGACAUGGUCGAGCCAGGCUACCUCCAAGUCGCCGAGGACGCAACCUUCCAGGAACAGGAACAGCGCUGGCGGGCGAACCGGCAGCAACUACCCGAGAAGACGGACGCGGAGCGAGCACAGUUUUGGGCGGACUGCGAACGACUGAAGAGGAUGUACCCGGGCGAUAAGAAGAAGCAGUUGGAGGAAAUUAGGAAAAUUGGGUAUAGAAAGGGGUGGGAGGAGGGUUCGAGGAGGAAGAGGGCAAGAAAGGAGAAAGAGGUAGAGGAGAAGAGGAUGAGGGUCGAGGGUGUCAAGCGUGAGGAGACGAGUGAAGAGGCGAGGAAGCGUAUGCUGGAGCAGUUUGGCCAUGUUGAGACAGCAAAACCCCGUGCUCUCUGGUCUGACGAUAUCGCCGAGAUGGGCCAGAUAAUUGAGGAACAGAAGAUCAAGGAGGAAGUGAUCAAGGUGGAGGAUAUGACGGCGGAAGAGAGGAAGGAGGCAGAGCUGGAGGUCCUUAAACCGUUCGGGUAUAAUCCGCAAUCCAAAAAGCAAGAGACGAGUAAAGAGGAAAGGGAACAGGAGAUCAAAGAGGCGAAGUUCAAGAUGGAGGAGAUGAUGGCGGAAGAGAGAGAGGAGGCGGAACUGGAGGUACUCAAGCAGUUCGGAUAUAAUCCGCAACCCAAAAAGUAA
Molecule: messenger RNA, 1014 nt
Organism: Zymoseptoria tritici IPO323
Lineage: Eukaryota; Fungi; Ascomycota; Dothideomycetes; Mycosphaerellales; Mycosphaerellaceae
Exons: 3
Coding region: 1-1014 (337 amino acids)
Source: RefSeq, a predicted model, not a curated record